This is a messenger RNA of Talaromyces atroroseus, 1701 nucleotides long. RefSeq lists its product as hypothetical. Bases 1 to 1701 code for a protein of 566 amino acids. NCBI's taxonomy places the organism in Eukaryota, Fungi, Ascomycota, Eurotiomycetes, Eurotiales, Trichocomaceae. The record is from RefSeq and is a predicted model, not a curated record. The transcript has 3 exons.
AUGGAGAGCGGUGGACCCCUUGGCAAAUUAUCACAAGCAGUGACUACAAGCAUUGGGUUUGCGUCUGAGGUGCGCCAAUACAACAAAGCCAAAAAGGCUGCCAGCAAACAGAGAGAGACAGAGCAGCAAGAAAAUAGCACAACACCAGACACAACGCAGACACCAUAUCCAUCUCCCCCAAGAGAGUAUGAGAGUGCAUCCCGAGAAGCAUUUAAUUCGGUAGCUCAGACCGAAGAUGAGCGAGCGUGGCAAUUGGAUGAUGCCCAAGACGCCGUGGUCGAAGGAUCUGAACCUCGGAAGAGUAAAGGAGGGGUGGCCAACCCUGAUAAAGUCAUUGCAGCCUUUUUACAACGCCAGCCCCCCCCUUACUCAGCAGAUAUGGCGACGCGCCCCGUACAAAAACUAGAGUAUCCUGUUGUUAUCCCACAGCGUCGUCCCAAGAACAAGAAACGCGGCUUCGUUCGCGCCUAUGCGCCAGACCUACAGAACGCCGGCAUUGAUCAGGCUGCCUGGCUGGACUUUAUUGAGACGCUAAACGAAGCGAGUCUUGCCAAUCCGUGGAUUAACGCUAUUAAUCUUGCGUCAAUUGCAUUACAGCCUCUUCCCUUUGCUAUCUCGACUGCGAUUUCUGUGGCGGUGAUGGUUGCAACAAACGUCGCAAUGGAGGCCCAAGGUCGAUAUAGACAAAACAAGGCGUUGGAUAAACUCAACAGUGAAUUCUUUCGUCCUCGCGGACUUUACUGCCUUGUAAUGACAUACGAUGCCACAUCAACCAGUCUUCGCGCAAACGUGGAUCUAAACACCACCAUCCAAGACACCAUGAACUCCCAAGGGAGAGCCUCGCACAAAUUCAGUUCCUCCAACGGAAUUACAAGCGAAUUCGAAUUUAUGCAAACCGCAGAACUGGUAUACCCAGGCCUAGAUUAUCUGGCCGCGGCUCCCAAGGAAGCGGGUUUUAAGAACAAGCUCAAACGCGGCAAACUCUUUGUUGACGAGUACAUGGAUAAAAGGGCACAGGCCAAAUUUGUCGAUGGGAAUCCAGAGAGUCUUCUUGCCCAGGGAGGGAAACCGACUUUUAACUCAAAAUACGCUGAUCCAACGCACCCUAUACAUAGCGGCUCGUUGUACUCACUAGUCAGCAUGGGUCGCUAUAAUCCAUCUAGCAACAAUUACAAUAUGGGUGGUGGUCAAUGGCAAGGGCGUAGCCGAGGCAUAGGUAUGGGGGGUCUUAAUGAUAGACUAAACGCACGACUUGGAGAACGAAUGCAGCAACAACAACAACUUGGUUUCGGCGGCGGAGGACCAGUCGGCGCGCUCAUCGGACUGGUUGGCACUGCUGCACAGGCCGUUCGUGAUCGUGGCCAAAAUGCGAAUCCACCUGCUGCCUAUGGGAGCUCUGGGUAUUCAUCACGAUCAUCAUAUCAGCAAGAUCGCUACGAGAAUAACAAUCCACCAGCUUCCCACGGUGGCUCCGAAUUCCAGCCUCAAAUGCAAGCAUCACGGGCUCAGAGAGGUGGUCUCGGUGGCGGUCCUGGAGGGUUAAGCUUGAAAAGGCUUCUCAGUCAGAAAGUACUGUACUUGAUGGUCGUUAAUAUGCCGACAGAGGAAGAGAUGGCUCAAGCGCGAAGUCUGGCCGCAGAAUGGAACAUUCAAGGUGAUCAACCACCGCCAUCCAGUGAUGUUAAUUAUAAUUAUCCUUAG